CUGGUUAAGUUGGAUCGCCACGUGCUUAAUUUCAUCAUUGCCUUCGAAGUCUCAAAGCGGUCGUUACGUCCACUUUGUGAAGAAGCGAAAUUACCAGAAAAUCUCUGUAAACAGACUGUUUGCUUAUCCUUAUCUUAGAAUUCAACAUGCGCGAAUGUAUCUCAGUUCAUGUCGGCCAAGCCGGUGUUCAAAUGGGCAACGCUUGUUGGGAGUUGUACUGUCUUGAACAUGGAAUUCAGCCCGAUGGUCAGAUGCCGAGUGACAAGACGAUUGGUGGCGGCGACGACUCGUUCAAUACUUUCUUCAGUGAGACUGGCGCAGGGAAACAUGUCCCAAGAGCAGUAUUCAUCGAUCUUGAACCAACUGUAGUCGACGAAGUACGAACUGGAACCUACCGUCAGCUAUUUCACCCCGAGCAGCUUAUCACUGGUAAAGAGGACGCAGCCAACAACUACGCCAGGGGUCAUUAUACCGUUGGAAAAGAACUGAUUGACCAAGUUCUUGACAGAAUUCGCAAACUUGCAGACCAAUGCACUGGUCUUCAAGGUUUUCUGAUCUUCCAUUCCUUUGGUGGAGGAACUGGCUCUGGAUUUUCCUCGCUUCUCAUGGAACGUCUGUCUGUCGAUUAUGGAAAGAAGUCUAAGCUAGAGUUUUCCGUCUACCCUGCRCCCCAGAUCGCCACUGCGGUUGUCGAYCCUUACAACUCCAUCUUGACCACACAUACRACWCUGGAACACUCCGACUGCGCUUUCAUGGUGGACAAUGAAGCCAUUUAUGACAUCUGUCGUCGUAACCUUGAUAUCGAGAGACCAACCUACACCAACCUCAACCGCUUGAUUGGCCAGAUUGUCUCAUCCAUUACAGCCUCUCUGCGCUUUGAUGGAGCUCUAAACGUUGACUUGACUGAGUUCCAGACNGCCCUUGAAAAGGAUUACGAGGAAGUUGGUGUUGACAGUGCAGAGGGAGAAGAUGAAGACGACGAAGGAGAAGAGUACUGAUCUGUAUAAGUAGUCAGUUUGUUGCAGAUUUAAUGAAUAAAGUUUUUUUGCGUACAAUUUUCCGCAAUUA
Molecule: messenger RNA, 1068 nt
Organism: Exaiptasia diaphana
Lineage: Eukaryota; Metazoa; Cnidaria; Anthozoa; Actiniaria; Aiptasiidae
Product: tubulin alpha-1 chain
Exons: 4
Coding region: 147-998 (283 amino acids)
Biological process (GO): mitotic cell cycle; microtubule cytoskeleton organization
Cellular component (GO): microtubule; cytoplasm
Molecular function (GO): structural constituent of cytoskeleton; GTP binding
Source: RefSeq, a predicted model, not a curated record